Colletotrichum aenigma is the source of this 537-nucleotide messenger RNA. RefSeq lists its product as uncharacterized. The record is from RefSeq and is a predicted model, not a curated record. Bases 1 to 537 code for a protein of 178 amino acids. Lineage: Eukaryota; Fungi; Ascomycota; Sordariomycetes; Glomerellales; Glomerellaceae. The transcript has a single exon.
AUGUCGGACCUCACAAGCCUGGAGUAUCUAGGGAUACUCAUAAUAGGCGCAUUACUCUUCAUCACUACCCUGCUCAUCUGCGCCGAGCUCAUCGACACCUUCACCGAAACCUCAUGCCCCUCCAUCCCCUGCCGUCAGCGCGCCCAGAACCUGCACCGCCUCCUAGCAAGCCUGCACGUCUUCCCGGACUCGAAUCCCGGUAUAGGGGGUAAGGCCCUCCGCUUCAUCACCGACGCCGCGCUGCCGCAGGGAAUAGUACUCCUCGCCCUCUCCGCCCGGGCAAUCUACCUGGCUGCGAGGCACGAGGUGCCGAGCCGGUGGUUCUGCUACCUGCUCGGGAUAUUGACGGGGUGUGUUGUGUUUGAGUGGGCUUUGCUGGUGGGUGACCACAGGGCGCGGGCUCGUAGAGAGAGGGCGGUGGCAGCGGCGAAUGGGCCGUAUGAGCCAUGCUUGUACCCCCAGGUCGAUUUCAAGGAGGGUAAUGCGCCUGAAUAUGUGACCGGAAUUUUCGGGCAGCCAGUAUUGCGGCGCUGUUGA